AUGAAGCGGUUACGGCUGUCAAAACGGAGCUGCAAGCUUCUACUGCAAGCUCACUCAGGAGCUUCCUCGUCUGCGCCGAUAGCCAUCGCCGGCAGACAACCGGUCCUCCCGUCUCUGCGAUGCCAAUCAUCUGCUGCCAUUGCGCACAAUCACCCGGCCGAGCACCUUGUCCAAGGACACACCACCCGCGCCGCCCCUUCACCUCCUCACCAACGAAGCCUCCAGUCGGCCAAGCUGGCUGCCCUGCAUGCCCGACUGGCGCUCUCCGCCAAGAUCCCGCUACAGACUCUCGCCCGAACGCUGAUCACGCCCUCGGCCGAUGCCAAUGGCAGCUUUAACAAUUCGAAUUUGGCGUUCCUGGGAAGCACCAUUAUAAACUACCACGUGCUCGAGUACCUCGUGUGUAAGUGGCCUCGUCUACCGAUGGCCAUCCUGUACGAGGCGCUCAGGGCAUACUCUGGGCAAGAGUCGCUGCAGCAGGUCGCAAGGAGAUGGGGGGCCGAGGCCGCUGCCGCACCCGGGGACGAGGUCGAUCCGGGGUUGUUGCAGUGGAAGCCCGACGGGGAGCAGUUGGUCAGCACGCGAUGGGGAUAUGUCCGCUCCGACGUGGCGAAAAACAGCUCGUACAGACGCGGCAUGAGCAGCCGCGUCGUCUUGGACGACGCCUUUGGCGAUGCGUUGAGCAAGCCCGAGAAUGCCGGCCUGCAGGACAUCGACGUCCUGCAGAGCGACGCGUUUGCAUCUUUUGUCCACGCUGUCGUGGGAUCCAUCUAUGCCCACUGCGGUCGGGAAGCCGCCAAGUCCUUCGUCACAUCCCACAUUCUGUCGAGACAGUUUGAUCCUUCGACGCUGUUCGAGUUUCAGCUCCCCACGCGAGAGUUGGCCAUGCUCUGCGCGCGGGAAGGUUUCGAGCCUCCUGUUGCCCGAUUGGAGAGUGAAACCGGUCGGUUAUCAAGGACACCCGUUUUCGUGGUCGGCAUUUACAGCGGCAAAGAGAAGCUGGGAGAGGGCGCUGGUCCUAGCUUGGAUAUUGCUAGACGGAAGGCCUCCAUGAACUCUCUCAAGGCGUGGUACCUGUACAGCCCGGGGAACAAGGUCCGCGUCCCGAGUGACAUGAUGGAGGAGGGCGCCAAGCCCUGGAAGGCGCCGCACAUUGACGUUGGUGAAAUCAUCUAA
Molecule: messenger RNA, 1176 nt
Organism: Metarhizium album ARSEF 1941
Lineage: Eukaryota; Fungi; Ascomycota; Sordariomycetes; Hypocreales; Clavicipitaceae
Product: 60S ribosomal protein L3
Exons: 1
Coding region: 1-1176 (391 amino acids)
Biological process (GO): regulation of gene expression; primary miRNA processing; rRNA processing
Cellular component (GO): nucleus
Molecular function (GO): double-stranded RNA binding; ribonuclease III activity
Source: RefSeq, a predicted model, not a curated record